UCACCCUUCUCUUUCUCUUCAAUCCAAGUGGUCCACGAUUCUUGACCUGCACCCUCGGCCAUGGCUUCCAAGUUCUUGACAUCCUUUCCUCUAUUGCCCCAUGUCUUCAAAACCUCUCGAUUUCGUUGUUUUCUGCUCUCUAUUUGUAAGAUAACGCCUUCUGCAGCGAUCACAAUGAAGAUAACUUGUUGGGUCGUGGUCUUUUCGUUCUUUCUCUGCUUAUUCACAUGUGGGUCGUUCUCAUUUGAUGUUUCUCGUAAAGGGUUUCCUAUUGUAGAAACUGAUCCUGAUCAUACAAAACUUCACACUACAAGGGAAGGUUUGGAGGCAAUUGAGAGAAUAAACAACCCUAUUGCUGCUGUUUUUGUGAUUGGUCCUUACCUUUGUUUAAAAUCAUUUCUGCUUGAUCAACUUCUCUCCCUUUCUUGUUAUGAAGGAUUUGGUGUUGGGCACAUGCGUGACACAAAAAAAAAAGCUAGAUGCAGACCGUAAUGAGGUGGAUUUAAGCAACCAUCCAUUUACAGAUAUUACUUACAGGUAUUUU
Messenger RNA from Camellia sinensis, 544 nucleotides. The record is from RefSeq and is a predicted model, not a curated record. Lineage: Eukaryota; Viridiplantae; Streptophyta; Magnoliopsida; Ericales; Theaceae.